GUCUGUUCACGCACAAGCUGCGUCAUCCGACUGAAAGUCAUCAUGCGUUUUUUGGUCUUCCUCGCUCUUGUCUCAUACGCUGCGGCGGAUAUACCGGAGGGAUAUGGAGACCGUAUUGUCGGCGGUUAGGAGGCGGUCCCGGGUAGCUCCCCCUGGAUGGUGGCUCUGGGACUGAUGCGGGGGGAUGGGGACACCUUCUAUUACUCCUGUGGCGGAACUCUCCUCAACAGUCAAUGGGUUCUCACAGCCGCUCACUGCGAGUUCAACCGAAUGGUUGCAGUUGUUGGAGACCACGUCUUGGGUAUAGACGAGGGCACCGAACAGUAUCGUGAGGUUCAACAGUUGAUACCACACCCGAACCAAGGCGACAUCAUGCUGGUGAAGCUCAGCUCUCCUGUCACUUUUAAUUCCUGGGUCAGCCCGGCGUCCCUGUCGACAUCCAUGGUCUCCGCGGGGACCAGGGUCACGGUCACGGGCUGGGGACUCACUGCCAGUACAGGACAUACCUUGUCGGACAGGCUGCAAGAGGUAAGCGUGUACACCAUCUACCAGUCCGUCUGUAACGGUCCGGACGCUUACGACGGCUUGGUGUCUCCUAAGGAGUUCUGUGCCGGCUACAUGGAGGGCGGCAGGGACGCAUGCCAGGGGGACAGCGGCGGUCCCCUGGUGAAAUCUGGUGUACUGUACGGCGUGGUGAGCUGGGGCCGCGGCUGUGCCAUGCCAAACUACCCGGGGGUCUACAUCAAGGUGACCGAGUACACCGACUGGAUCAACAGCUACAUCAAUUAAAACAGCAGCUUCAACAUGAGACUAUGUGCUGAUCUGAACAUAGGCCAUGUUGAUUAAAUUCUAUGAAUGGCAUCCAGCGUUUCCAAGAAAAAGAGGAAAUAUUCUACCAUGUCGUAGAUGAAAGCAGCAGCAAAAUAAUCUAGCAAGCAGUUAAUUUCAAAGAAAUUUUGGAAAACAGAUACGAAUGUCGUAGAAUGCGAAAGCCAAUUCCAAAGUCAGAUAUUAAAGAAGAUGAGAAAGAAUUAAAAUGAAGACUCUAUCUUUCGGUAUUCUCAUGUGCUUAGUCAUUUAAGGCACUUAGGCAACUUUUUGGGCCAAACUUAGUUCCCAAAGGAUGUCAUCCAUAUCAGUCUAAUCAACAUGACCAAACUCCGUCUGCGUGAUAUUCCUACCAGGAAGUUUGCAGACUAUGAACUAGAACUAG
This is a messenger RNA of Branchiostoma floridae (Florida lancelet), 1213 nucleotides long. RefSeq names its product trypsin-1-like. The transcript has 6 exons. The record is from RefSeq and is a predicted model, not a curated record. Gene Ontology annotation, biological process: proteolysis. The coding region runs from base 157 to 789 and encodes 210 amino acids. Gene Ontology annotation, molecular function: serine-type endopeptidase activity. Lineage: Eukaryota; Metazoa; Chordata; Leptocardii; Amphioxiformes; Branchiostomatidae.